AUGACUGAAAUACUUAAUCAAGUCAAAGAGAUCUUGGAUCCCUCUUAUGAAAAGCUUUUUAUUUCUACUGCUCUGUCAACAGAAAUAUUUACCAAGUUGGUCACAAAUACGGCUCCUCUUACAGUCUUAAUUCUUAUAAACAGCCAACAACUUGGACCUAAACUCGAACCUCAAGACUUUGAAUCGCUUACCUUAGAAGCUGCUCAAAAGGUUGUCAACUCCUCAGAUAUUUCGCAUGAAGUUGCGAGUAAAGUUCCUCCUACACUCCUACCUGACAAGACUUUAUUGCAAAAGCAAACCACCACAGGGUAUUACUUCAAGGACAUAGAACAUGCCACUCAACUGUUUAAAGUUUUCUGUGGCGCUUUACUCGGACUCUAUGCAAAUAAAAAAAAUGAAAUUCUUGACAUUCAACAUAAAUAUAUGUUGUUUUCAGACAAAUGUAUUGAGUCUAUAAUUGGAGACAUGAUUGAUGGGCUGGAACCUGAGAUUCCCAACGAAGAAAUUGAGAAAACUUUCACAGCAAACAUUAACCACCUUAAAGCAUACCCUAAUCUACUAAAACGUGCCAGUCUUUUUUUGCGCUAUUGUGGAGAUGCUGGGUUUUCUGAAGACCUAUUAAACAUCAUUGAUUCAUACCAUCCUGAAAACUUAAUGGAACCACCGCCAAGUCAUAAUGAUAAAGCAAAUGAAAAAAUAUAUGAACAGAUUUAUGAAUCAAUACCAGGUGACGAUUUUCAAAAAUUGGCACGCUCUACUAUGGGAACUAAAAAUGAAGAUGCUGCCAAUGCUCUUGAAACAAAUUUAAAAAAUGAAUCAGGAAUUCCCAUAAAACAAUUACCACUCUCCAAUCUUAAGGAGCUUUCUAGUGCGACGUGGUCAAAAAUUUAUGCAAAAUCAGUUGACUCUGAUCCCAACACUCAGGAAAUAUUUCCCUUUAAUUCAUCGUCUAAUUUUAAGCCUGAAACUGCAAAUUUUAAACUGCAAAAUGGAAUUGACUCGGGCAUGUAUAUUCGUCCUUCUUACGAACACCUUUAUGAUGACGAAUCCGACCAAGACGAAGUGCAAGAAGAUUCAGAAUUUGAAAUCCCAAGAAAGAGCUCAAAUAUUUCCCAGGUAAGAAAACGGAAGAGAUCGAUUUUUGGAAGCACUUAUGAAAGUGAUAACGGUGAUCGAAUAUCUAGGUCAUCUGGUUCAAGUGUUUCGCCUAAACCAUACGGCUCUUACUUUUCAUAUAAAAGAAUUUCAGGAAAUGAUCUCUUUUCUUGGUCAAGAUCAAAACGUGAAAAGUCCACCCCUGAGCUACUUUUACGUUAUCGUUUAGGAUUGGGCUCAAAUGCUUAUCUCAGACAAUCAACUUCCAUAUGGGAUAUUAAUCAUCGAUUUGUACCUCAAGCAAAUGCUUUAACGGCAAUUGAAAACAGUACAGCUAUUUAUGUUGGACAAUUUAUUGAAGGUGGAAAUUUCUACUAUACAGCCGACCAAAAUUUUGAUCUUAAAAUUUAUAAUACCGGGACUCUUAGUGAUCCUGUGUUAAAAGCAAGUACAGACUUGUCGAGAAUUGGCAACUGGGCCAUUACCGACGUAAGCUACAAUAAACGUUCCAGUAUGUUUGUUGUCACUUCUUUAAGUACUCAGUUGGCAAUUGUGAACUGGGACUUCUUUGAGCCGGACGAAAUAGAAAUAAAUUCUACACCACACGUAUCAUCCGCUAUGCACUCACCCAUUUUUUCUUGUCAUAUUAACGAAAGCGGUGAUACGGUAGUAUUGGGCAUGAAAAGCAAUAAAGUUUUGUUUCGAAAUCUUAAUUAUUUUUCAUGCAAUCAAACAGCUUACAGACACCCAAAUGAAGUUAACUCUGUACGAUUUAUUAAAGCUGAUGGAACAGAAUUUAUAUCAGGAUGCGAUGAUGGAAUUGUUAGACAUUUUGAUACCAGGGUCCCCUCAAAAAAACCUGUCCAUGCCUUAGUUGGUCAUCGAUCAGGAAUAACAUAUGCUGAAGGAAAUAUGCAAGGGAACUAUGUUAUCAGUAAUAGUAAAGAUCAAACCAUCAAGCUCUGGGAUUUACGUUAUAUCACGACUAAGGAAUCAGAUGCUCGAAAUAUUCAAAGAUUUGAUUACCGUGUCCAAGAGUUUACAAACGACAAUAAAGCGAUAAGAGAUUCGUCGGUAAUGACUUACUCUGGACACAAAGUUUACCGCACUUUGAUUCGUUGUUAUUUUUCACCUUCUGAAUCUACAGGAAACCAGUAUAUUUAUUCGGGCUCAUCCGAUGGAUCAGUUUAUAUUUGGCAUAUUGAUGGCUCUCUGGUUUCAGUUCUAGACAACUCCCAAACUGACGAUCUUUUUGUCUCAGGGAACGUUAAUCAAAGUAGACAUCAGCUUCAAAAUGCUUUUGUUCGCGAUGUAUCUUGGAAUCCUCUUUCCCCUGCGAUUUAUGCAUCUAGAGGUCAUGAUGAAGGUGGAGAAGUUUUAUAUAUUCCCUACAAUCAUCGGUACGUGAUUGGAAAUAUGUCGUCUGAUCAAUUUGCUAGAAAAGAAGACGAUGAUUCAGUUAAAGAUGAUGGAAUAUUUGCUGGCCAGUCUUCUCAAUUGUAUCGUGAUAAGAUUCGCGAAAAGGCUCUUCAAGAAAUGGCUGAUCGUCGCAAAAAUUCACACUCUCAUGAACCUCAAAUUGCACUUGCUAAUGAAAUCCUCAACCUACUUCGUGAACAAAGGCGUCAAGAAAGUACUGAUGAUGAUGAUGCUAAUCAGAACGACAGAAAUGAGGGUAGGAAUGAAAAUAGCUUCCGGACCAGAUUUCUUCAUGUUUGGAUGUCUAUGAUGUUGCAAACUGCUGUUCAAAGAACCCCUCGAAUUUUCAGCGCAUCAGAUCUGGAAAAUGAUUUCCAAAAUACUUCAACCCAGGAACAAGAAGAAAAUACCAAUGAAUAUUUAGAACGAGAACAAAUGCAACAACGAAUCAGAUCGCUAUCAGCUUUAGUUCAACACAUUGAUGGUGCUAAUGAAGAUGAAGCCCUGGAUUCACGUGAGGGAAGGGAUACUAGAAGACCCUUGAUAUCUGCAUUUAUUAGAAUCAAUAAUGACGAUGACGAUGAUGACGAUGAUGACGAUGAUGACGAUGAUGACGAUGAUGACGAUGAUGAUGACGAUGAUGACGAUGAUGACGAUGAUGACGAUGAUAACAAUAAUUACGAUGAUAACAAUAAUGACAAUAAUGACAAUAAUGACAAUAAUGACAAUAAUGACAAUAAUGACAAUAAUGACAAUAAUGACAAUAAUGACAAUAAUGACAAUAAUGACAAUAAUGACAAUAAUGACAAUAAUGACAAUAAUGACAAUAAUGACAAUAAUGACAAUAAUGACAAUAAUGACAAUAAUGACAAUAAUGACAAUAAUGACAAUAAUGACAAUAAUGACAAUAAUGACAAUAAUGACAAUAAUGACAAUAAUGACAAUAAUGACAAUAAUGACAAUAAUGACAAUAAUGACAAUAAUGACUAUGGUGAUGAGCAAGGAAACGGUGUCGUUUAUAUGUGCCUUUCGUAUAGAUGA
Messenger RNA from Magnusiomyces paraingens, 3555 nucleotides. RefSeq lists its product as uncharacterized. The record is from RefSeq and is a predicted model, not a curated record. Gene Ontology annotation, cellular component: Cul4-RING E3 ubiquitin ligase complex. Gene Ontology annotation, molecular function: protein binding. NCBI's taxonomy places the organism in Eukaryota, Fungi, Ascomycota, Dipodascomycetes, Dipodascales, Dipodascaceae. Gene Ontology annotation, biological process: proteasome-mediated ubiquitin-dependent protein catabolic process. The transcript has a single exon. Bases 1 to 3555 code for a protein of 1184 amino acids.